AAAUUAUUUAUAAUCCAUAAUUGAGAGCUGAAUAAGAGAGGGGUUUAAUCAGGGUUUCUUCUGCCCUUACUUUUUGUUUCCAUUUUCUUCUUCUUCUUCUUCUUCUUCUUCUCUCUCCGUAACAUAACAAUGCGACAUGAGAUCCUUCUUCAUCUUCAGCCAUGAAUCUUCAGCUCAAAUCUGUAUCUCAUCGGCUUUCCACUUGUCACCGUCAUCCUUCCAAGCCGGUGACUGGGUUCUGCGCCUCUUGUCUCCGGGAACGUCUUGCUGGGAUUGAUCCCGACACCCAGCACGAAUCGCCUGUCCAGAACAACCAUUCUUCAGCCGAGCUUCGUCGGAGUAAAUCCCAUUCUGCUGCCAAGUGUGAGGCUGGCGGUAUUGGACAAUCGGAAGUGCAGCAUCGGAAAUCUUGUGAUGUUCGCUCCGGGAACUCGUUGUCGGACCUUUUCUGUCGUGAAGAUAAACCGAGAUGUACGAAUCGGGAGGUGGAGAUCGAAUCUGAGAAUUUAGGUUUUGAGUUGCGGGAGGUUGUGGGUAAUGGCAGACAAUUUAGGGCUUCUGAAGGGAUAAUUGGACCGGGUUUGGGUACGAUCGAUGGUUUUUCUGGAGAGGAAGCUGAGUUCAAGACGGUUAAAGAGUUUAUAGAUCUUGAAUUUCGGAGGAAGAAGAAUGCAGGUCGAGAUUUAAGAGAAAUUGCUGGGAGUGUUUGGGAAGCGGCUUCAGGUUUUAGUAAGAAACUCGGCAAAUGGAGGAAAAAGCAAAAGAGGAAGAAUCUCAGUAACAAUAGCUACGUAGGUGCGGUGAAAGCAGAGGAUAUCAAGCCCAGAGCGCAUGAAAUCAGGGAGACUCGUUCGGAGGUUGGAGAAUAUGGAUUGGGAAGAAGGUCUUGUGAUACAGAUCCAAGAUUCUCUGUUGAUGCCGGUAGAAUGUCGUUGGAUGAUUCACGGUAUUCAUUUGAUGAGCCAAGAGCUUCUUGGGAUGGGUAUCUGAUUGGAAAAACAUAUCCAAGGAUUACGCCGAUGGUUUCAGUUUUGGAGGAGGCCAAAUUUUCCGGUACUGGAUUUGAGAAAGAUGAUCCUUCCGAUGAAGCAGAAGGAUCUCCGAUGAAUGUAGGAGAUAAGAUCCCUGGUGGAUCGGCUCAGACUAAAGACUACUACAUGGAUUCGUUGUCUUCUAUGAGGCGGAGGAAGAGUUUUGAUCGUUCAUGUUCACACAGAAAAGGGGCGUCAGGGGAUUUUGAUGAAUUGAAAUUAAUAUCAAACGCAAAGGUAUCUCCUGCAACUACAGAGUUGUUCUAUGGUGCAAAGGUUCUAAUCACCGAGAAAGACUUGAACAGCUCUCGGCCAAAAACAACCGGAGAUGGCGAUUUGAGUGGCACUGAUGUUACUUCCAAAGAUUCUGUUCCCGAUGCACCUGUGAUUGACCGAAAGACAUUCAAGAAGGUGCAUAGGUGGCGUAAAGUAUUAAGCGUUCUUGGUAUGGUUCAAAAGCGAAAUGGUGAAAGCAAGUCUGAUGAUGAAGAAAGCAGUGUUGGAGGGAAUGUCGUCGAUCGGCCUGUAGUUGAGUCUUGGGAAAAACUGAGGCGUGUUGCGAAUGGAGAAGCAAACUCUUGUGUUAGCCAGAAGCUUAUCCGCAGUUACAGCGUAAGCUGUCGAGAUCCCAGCAAACUAGCUGGCUUUAAUGGCGGUAACGAUUCGAAACUGAACGUUACAAGAUGGAGAGACGAUUUUACAUUGCAGAGGAAUCGGAGUGUCAGGUAUUCACCAAAUAACUUCGAUAAUGGUGGCUUAUUAAGGUUCUAUUUGACACCAUUGAGGAGCUACAACAGAGGCAAACUAGGAAAGAACAGGCCAAGAAAUUCUCCUUUCAAUGUCAAGCAUGUUAUAUAAAAAGGUGCAUCCCGUUCACUUGUUCCUAGAAACUUUGUAUUGUAAACAUUAUAUAAACUAGUUGUUCUCGUUCCUUAGAUAAAACUUAUGUUCUUAUUACGAGAUGGAUAAAGGUUGAUAAGUGAAUUCAAUUUCCGUUGUUAA
Molecule: messenger RNA, 2033 nt
Organism: Cucumis sativus (cucumber)
Lineage: Eukaryota; Viridiplantae; Streptophyta; Magnoliopsida; Cucurbitales; Cucurbitaceae
Product: protein OCTOPUS
Exons: 1
Coding region: 162-1889 (575 amino acids)
Source: RefSeq, a predicted model, not a curated record